Molecule: messenger RNA, 2829 nt
Organism: Selaginella moellendorffii
Lineage: Eukaryota; Viridiplantae; Streptophyta; Lycopodiopsida; Selaginellales; Selaginellaceae
Product: pentatricopeptide repeat-containing protein At4g02750
Exons: 5
Coding region: 817-2640 (607 amino acids)
Biological process (GO): RNA modification
Molecular function (GO): protein binding; RNA binding
Source: RefSeq, a predicted model, not a curated record
UAAAAUAUCUUUUUUGUGCCACACAAGAGGGAAGAGGGUUUCCUCUUCUUCUUCCUCGCGGGGAUGGGAGCGCGAGCUCCAUCGCUGCAAGAGCUUUGCAUCCACACCGCCAUCGAUAAUCUCCACAGGUUUGGCGAUGUCGGCGACACGGAUCUGGAUCUCCUGCGCAUCAUCCUGCCGCAUUGCACGACGGACCAGCUGCGGCACAUCGAGAAUUGUAGCAAGGAUAGGGAUUUGGCACCCGUGACGAACGAGCUGUGGAAGAAAUGCUACGGCCGUGAUUUUGGCCCGCAUAGCUUGGAGCUUGUGGAGUCCAAAUUGAAGCAUGCCUCCAAGAGCCAGUUUAAGUGGAGAGAUUUGUACGAGGCGAAGCUCAAGCAUCGCGAAGAGAAGCAGCAAAAAGGCGUGGAGUUGCUCCAACGCUUACACAUGGAAGAAGAAUCCAGUAACUUGUUCUUCGUCUUUGAGUUUUCCUGAUUUACUCGAUGCUGCUCGUGUCUAUCCAGAGAAACAAAGCAGGCAGCUCAAGCGAUGCUACAAAUCUCCACCGGAGCCGAAGAGAAGCUUUGGCAGUGGUGGAUCUUCUGGCGCUUUCAGCAAUGUGAAAGGCCGCCUCAUGAGAAAAGCUCGAGUAGAGCACGCCGCCAGCCGAGAAGCAAAGAUGAUGGCAUCCAUAAGGAAGAAACACAAGAGCGUCUAAGCAGUUCUCUCUUCUAGGUAGCGUGUAAAUUCUUCCAGCAUUCUAACAAGAAUUUCUUCCUAGAUCCUUGUUCGCUCCAAAGAGAAGAAUCGAAAUCAAAAUAAAGCCAAGCAUGGAUGGAGAAGGAACCACUACUAUCGCAGCUCGUCAAGCGCUGCAUUAGAUCCAGGGACUUACGCCAGGCCCGCAAACUCCACGCCCAGAUCGUCGCCACCAACAGCCGCUACUUCCUCAACCUCCUCAUCGACAUGUACGGCAAAUGCGGCGGCGUGGACGAGGCCCGCCGCGUCUUCGCCGCGGUAGCGCCGCAGUCCAACGUGGUCACCUGGAACGUCAUGCUCACGGCAUAUGCCCAGAACGGGCAUCUGGAGGACGCAAAAUCCCACUUCGACGCCAUGCCGCGGCGCAACGUGCUGACGUGGAAUACCAUGCUGUCGGCGGCAUUUUCUAUGCCGCGCGGGACAGCCGCGGGCGCCGCGGCGGUCUUUGCCCGGAUGCCGCAGCGUACGGCCGUGUCGUGGAACGCCAUGGCUAGCGCAUAUUCGCAGUAUGGGCAUUUUGCCGAGGCCAAGAACACGCUUGAUAGAGCUCCAGAGAGGGAUCGUGUCUCCGGGCUGUGCGCGAUUCACGCGCUAGGGCAGCUGGGGCGGUGCCGCGAGGCGAGGGAGAUCUUCGAGGGGCAGGAGCGGCGGGAUCUGGCGGCAUGGACGAGCAUGCUGCUGGCGCUGGUUCACGCUGGAAAUCCAAGCUUCCUUCUCGAUGCUGCCAUGGGAUUGUUCGCGAGAAUGCCGGCGUGGGAUGGAAUCCCCUGGGCCGCGAUGAUCGGGCUGUGCGGCGAGGCCGGGCGAGUGGAAUCCGCCAAGAGUCUGUUCGACGCGAUGCCGGAGAGGGAUGUUUUCCCGUGGGGGGCUUUGAUCCAGGCGCAUGCGCUGGAUCAAGAUCUGGAACAGGCGAGGAGGGCGUUCGAUCGAAUGCCGCAGCACAAUCUCCAGUCGUGCACGAGCAUGAUCACGGCAUUCGCACAGGGGCGCGAUCUGGAGCAAGCGCAGCGAGUUUUCGAUGGAAUGGGCGAGCACGACGUGGUGUCAAGGACGAGCUUGAUCCAGGCCUAUGCUCUAAACGGGCAUAUCGAUCGCGCUAGAACGAUGAUGCUCGCUAGCAAGGGGGGCCACGAUCUUGUUCUGUGGAACACGAUGCUCGCAGCGUAUGCCCUGCUUGGGCAUCUGGAAGAAGCUAAGAUCUUGUUCGAUCGGAUACCACAUCGAAACAUUGGUUCAUGGAACGCCAUCUUGCUGGCUUACAUUCACAAGAACGAUCUCAUCCGAGCUAGAGAAGCGUUUGAUUCGAUGCUAGAGCGCAAUCCCACGUCGUGGACGAUGAUGCUCGCGGCGUAUGCCUUGAAUGGGGAUGUGGUUCGCGCGGGCGAGCUCUUCCAAUCGGUGCCACACCAGGACGAGAUCGCGUGGACGCUGAUGAUCCAGGCGAACUGCCACAAGGGCGAAUGCAAGCAAGCUCUAGCGCUGCUGCGGUCCAUGGAUUUGGAUGGAAUUCGCCCAAACUCGAUCACAUUCUUGGUGAUCCUCCACGGAUGUAGCCACGCGGGGAUGGUGGAAGAGGGCAGGGAUUGCUUCCUGGCGAUGAGCAGCGUCUAUGGUAUCGCGCCAGAGCACGAUCACUACUGUUGCAUUGUGGAUUUGCUGGGGCGAUCCAACCGACGGUUGCUGGACGACGCGGAGGAGCUUGUGGAAUCGAUGCCCUACUUGCCCGGGCCGGUGGCGUGGGCGGCGCUGCUGGGCGCGUGUAGGGUUCAUGGCGACGUCGAGAGGGGCGCUCGAGCUGCCAAGAAUGUGGUGAAGCUCGAUCCAGGGAACUCCUCCGCGUUUAUGUUGCUUUCCAAUGCGUGCUCUUCGCAAAUCUCCAUCACUGCCAGAGAUGGGUAGGAUAGUCGUGUUCUUCAUCUCUUUCUCGAUCGAGCGUUCAUCUCUUUCGAUCAAGCGUUCUUCAUCUCUUUCGAUCGAGCGUUCUUCAUCUCGUUCGAUCGAGUGUUCAUCUCUUUCGAUCGACCGUGUCAUCUGGAAAGAUUCGUUGAUCCAUUGAAAGCUACGAGCUGAUCGACACAGGAAAUUCUA